UCUCUCGCUGACACAGACUCGUGCUGGGCAGCUGCUGGUGGAACAGAGCAGGAGCUUCAGCCUCAAUUUAAGCAGCUCAUCAGAGCGGCAGUCGCUCCGUGGAGCGAACUUCGGUUGGAGACACUUUUACGCACAGGGGAACUACCUGAAAACACUGGCACAGUGAGAAGAGAGUACCUGCACUUCCCCCGCUAUAUUGCCCUGGAAUAAUGUGUUUGACUGUUAGCGACACAUUUUGAAGUUAUCAUUAGUAUCACUUGAAGCAGAAUAAUUCAUUAUUUAACAGAAUGAAGGAAUUUACUCAUUUCACGAUUCUUGUUGCGCUCCUCGUCGCCUCCGUCGCAGCGAGCAAGUUAAAUGUACCUCGGCUGAGACUGUCUUAUAAAGACCUGCUGACCACUAACCGGUCAUCUGUCUUCAGCGGUCACCAUGGGCAGCUCUCUCUCACGGCUGUCUUCCUGGACGAGUACCGCGACCGCCUUUUCCUGGGAGGGAAAGACGUUCUGUACUCUCUCAUGCUGGGACCUGCCAGCAGUGAGUCCAGAGAGAUCUACUGGCCCCCGUUACCUGGCAACAGAGAGGGCUGUAUUGAAACAGGGAAGGAACAGACAGAGUGUGCCAACUUUGUUCGCCUGCUGCAGCCCUACAACCGCACUCACCUCCUGGCCUGUGGCACCGGUGCAUUCCAGCCCAUGUGUGCCUUCAUCAACGUGGGACACAGAGGAGAGCACGUGUUCAAAAUGGACCCUACAAAGGUGGAAAAUGGACGGGGGAAGGUUCCUCAUGACCCCAGCCUCCCCUUCGCUAGCAUCUUUAGUGGUGGAGAGUUGUACACAGGACUGACUGCUGAUUUUCUCGGAAGAGACUCUGUGAUCCUCAGGAGUAUGGGAGGCCGCUCCACCAUGAGGACAGAGACUGAUGAGAAACUUCUUCAUGAGCCCAAGUUCAUCGCUGCACACCUCAUCCCCGACAACGACGACAAAGACGACGAUAAAGUGUACUUCUUCUUCACGGAGAAAGCCACAGAGGCAGGAGACAGAGAAGGUGCCAUACACUCACGCGUGGGGCGAGUGUGCGCGAAUGAUGUUGGAGGCCAGAGAGUGCUGGUGAACAAGUGGAGCACCUUCAUCAAAGCCAGACUAGUUUGUUCUGUCCCAGGACCUCAUGGCAUCGACACACACUUCAACCAACUGGAGGAUGUUUUCCUGCUGAGAACCAAGGAUGAGAGGAACCCAGAUGUCUACGCAAUCUUCAGUACUAUCAGCAACGUGUUCCAGGGUUUCGCUGUGUGUGUUUACCGUAUGGCCGACAUCAGAGAAGCUUUCAACGGACCCUUUGCUCAUAAAGAAGGUCCUGACUAUCAGUGGGGAGCUUAUGAAGGGAGGGUUCCCUACCCAAGACCCGGGGUGUGCCCCAGUAAAAUCACCAACCAACCCGGCAGAGAGUUUGGCAGCACAAAGGAUUUCCCUGAUUCAGUGCUGCACUUUGCCCGCAGCCACCCGCUGAUGUGGCGGCCGGUGUAUCCAGCUCUGCGCCAACCUGUGCUUGUGAAGGCCAACAUUCCCUACAAGCUGAAACAAAUAGUGGUGGACCGUGUUGAGGCAGAGGACGGGCAGUAUGAUGUCAUGUUCAUUGGCACAGACACUGGCACAGUGCUGAAGGUCAUCGCCCUGCACGGUGGAAACAGUCUAGAGACAGAGGAAGUCACGCUAGAGGAACUACAAGUCUUCAAAGUUCCAACUCCAAUUACAUCACUGGAUAUAUCUGUCAAAAGGCAAGCUCUGUAUGUGGGCUCUCCGGCAGGUGUGGCGCAGGUGAAGCUGCAUCGCUGUGAGACUUAUGGGAAAGCCUGUGCAGAGUGCUGUCUGGCCAGAGACCCUUACUGUGCCUGGGACGGGUCAUCAUGUGCACGAUAUGUACCCAACAGUAAGCGUCGCUACCGCAGGCAGGACAUCAGACAUGGCAACCCUGUGCUGCAGUGUGUGGAUCAGAACCUGAGUGAAGACCAUGACGUGACAGAAGACAAGGUGGUGUAUGGGACCGAGAACAACAGCACCUUCCUGGAAUGUGUUCCUCGCUCCCCACAAGCAACUGUAACCUGGCUUGUCCAACAACACGACCACAAGGAAGAGGUGAAGCUGGACGACCGUGUGAUGUCCACAGAGCAGGGUCUCCUGUUCCGUCGCCUCUUCCGCCAGGAUGAAGGUGUGUACAUCUGCCGCUCCCGAGAGCAUGGCUUCACACAGACUCUGGCCCGCCUAACCCUCGAAGUCCUCCAAGGUGAGACUGUGGAUGAGCUCAUGUCACGUGACAACGCCGGCCUCUCCGAUUCAUUCAAAGACCGAUCCACAGGAAGUUACAGGGUCUGGAUGCCAUGUAGCACAUACAGCAGAGGUGGCGCAUCAAGCCAAAUUGGCCAGUCACGUACAUGGUUCAAAGAUAUCAUGCAACUGAUCGGACCGUCGAACCUGCCGCAUGUGGAGGAGUACUGUGAGAGGAUGUGGUGCAACGACAAGCUGAGGAGGAAACACAAGAGCAUUCUGGAGAAAUAUCGCCAGGCGCAGGAAAGUGCCAGGAAGGUUCGUAGCAAGAGCUCAGGAGAACGCAACCGUACUCCGCGGGAUCUGCGCGCAUGGGAGGAGUAAUGACGAGAACAUGGGAGGGGAAAAAGAGGAGGGAAUAAAAGACGAUAAUAGAUCAAACUUUGGCACUUGGAUUUGUACUAAAAAUGUAGACGAGAAAAGUCUCUCUGCUUUGGCCAUCAAACCUAACAGAAUAGAUUUUAUGAAAUCAGUGUAGGUCAUGGAAGCUGCAGCUUUGUUCCGACUGUGCCCCAAAAGACAAGCAUUCGGUUGUCUGGAAAGACAACAGAAAAAGAAAAUAUUGUUGUUGAUGUAAUAAUACCGACACUGAGGAUGGUUUUUAUAACUCUUGAUUACCAAGGACACUUUUCCCCCUUGACGACUUUACUCCUUUUUUACUAUUGACAUGACAGACACGGUUUUAACUGUUUUCACAUCACAUGUCGAUCUCCACUGAAAAACAAACCCUCCAAACUUUGCAAACUUCAUUUCAAAUACAAAUGUAUGCAUGCCUGUGGAUUACCAGAAGCAGACCAUGUUCUUUCUCCACUGUUGCAGCCUCAUUGACUCUUUGAUGAACAGUGUGUUGGCUCGUAUCAUUGUGUUAAUCGUCCCAUGAGAUUAUUUCAAGCUGCACUCAACAGGUUUUUCAUGCAAAAUCCACUGUAAUUGAAAACUUCAGCAGAAAGAAACAUCAUAUUUAAUUAGUCUCUUUUAUAUCUUUGGACAGCGUAACAACAUUUUUUUCAUAUAUGUCCAAGUGCAGCUUGGACAUAUAAAAUCACUUUCCAUUUAUUUUCCUGAUCACUAUAGAGUUGGUCACAUUUCACACACUGGAACAAAUUCCUUCUCACUUCGUCUUAAACAUUUUAAAUCUCUGUUCUUCUUUGUCUUGACCUUUUUUUUUAAAGUCUUCAUGUGUGACUUCAGCUCAAGACAUACUGUAACCGUCUUAGCUGUUAUCUGGUAGAGUUAUAUGAAGCUAAUGACACAAACACUUACAUUCACUGAAAUCUCACUAACCCAUCAAACUGAAUGCAUUCACUCAUUUAACUCAGACUCCGAGCUAUCAUGAGACGACUGUUGACGGUCCAACAGACUAAAGGCGCAUUGCUUUAUUUUUACUGCUGUGGUUUCAACUUUCCCUUAAACACAGCUCCAGAUCAGAGCCCCCCCCCCCACACACACACUGACCCUUAAAGGGAAAUUUCACAGAGGCUUAUUAUCUUGCUUUUUACGAUACCAUACGGCUUCUUGGCAUGUAGCUAAUUGUCAUACUCAUUAUUCACUUUGUAGGGAAUCCUCAGGCAGAUAUGUUGAAUUUUUUUUAUAUAAUUACUAUUGUAAGAACAUAAUUAUAGUUAAAACAGAAUUAAAUAUCCAUGAAAAACUUAAAAGGUCUUAAAAAAGCAUGAUAAAAAAAAUUAAACUACAUGAAUUUGGGUAAAAACACUGACUGUGUAACAAGCUAAACUCAAGUAACCUCACAUUCAAUGUUCAUCCUCGCACACUUUGCCUGUGUGCUAUAGUUGAGUUUUUCUAAUGACUAUAGCUGGAACAACAGAAGGGUCAACUGUCAUGACCAACUCUUUUUGUUAUUCUAUAUAACACUUAAUCAACAAAAGAUUUCCCUUUAAUUUGUAGCACAGGAAAAAGCAAAUGGGUGUUGCACUAAUUAUCAGACUUUACGAGAACUAUGUGGUUUAACUGGACAGAGAAAACAAAACUGUCUUCUAAUAGGGAAAGAUGUCACAACCAAAAGUGCAAGUGGUAAAAAUCCACAGUUUCCAGUUGGAAACGAUAUUCUGUGCUUAAUGAAUAAAUUCAGAAACACACCCAGCCAGUUGUCAGGUAGCGUAUAAACCGAAGAACUGAGAAUGGCCAACAUGGCUGCUAAAAGGGUGAAAGAAAAUUGUGUAAGUUGGCAUAUAUAUAUUGUGAGAGCCACAGCCAGGAAGCAAGACUUCUCAAGAGGAAAAAGACAAAGGAGAGUGAAGAUGUAGAAGAGUGAGAAAAAUUAUGAAAUAAAUAAGGUACUAUGAGUAUUUUGUAGGAUGUAUUUCCAUUUUGUAAAAAUUCUAAUCCUUAUCUUAAAGCAUUGAAGUGGGUAUUUUCUGAGAACUGAUGCACAUGUUUUGGUGUCUUCGGUUUGAGGAACUAGAGACAGACUGUGAGACUGCAGCGCUCACACUUGUUACUGUUAAACUAAAAGAAAAUGAUACAAUGAUGGGACGAUGAAUGAAGCAUAGCAAACAGUUAGCAGAGUGAAAUACAGUUCAAAUGUAAUUUACCUUUAAAAUAAUCCUAAAUAAAAGACAUUUCCAAUUCUGUGGAAAUAGCUACAAAGCAGUUGGUCUGGUGUGUGAAGUCAAUAAAGACGUUUUGUUUGUUUGUUUGUUGUGGUGAUACCAGAUAUGGUUAAGUGUCGGCCUCAUCAGGUCCUGAAUUACUGUCUUGUAUACUCUACUGUAACUUUUGCAAAUAUGGUUGUGAAAUGAUUGCUGGAGUUUCUUGAUUCAGAACAUCAGCAACACAUUCAAAGUCACAAAAACGUGCCAUUUCGUGCCAACUAAACAUCACAUUCACUCCGGCUGUACAUAAGAGUGUGUUGUGGUGUUGAACCUUUUUUUUAUAAAUAUUUAACUUAGUAUUAUCAUGUCCAGCCUCUGUAGUUAGUGACGUUCAGUGCAUCUUCUCAAACCAGCCGUAAUGUUCAACUGUUUGGUGAACACAUAAGAUCACCUGAUGGAUUUAUUAUUUGUCAGGGAUUUAGCUCUCAUGGAUUUUUUUUUUUUUUAAUUUAAAACUGAGGGUUCACUCUUGUUAAACUCCAGCUGCUGAUUUGACUAAGUAGCUCCUCCUUCUCAUUGAGGGUGCGCUAAUUGAUAAAUACCCGACAUCCACAGUAGGGGUGACCUUUCACCCCUACUCGAUACAGUAAAAUAUCUGUUAUGUUAUGAGUAUAUCGCAACAUCAGGAUAAUAUCUUAUCGCGAUUUAAAUGUCACGAUAAUGUGAUAAUGCGGUGUCUCUGCCGAUUCCCACCCCUAAUCCACAGCUACAACAUGGAGCAUGCAAAAGGUCCGGUCAGCGGUGGGAUGUUACAGGAGGAAUCGCUGUCAAAACAUAUAUAAAUAAUAUUGUAGAACAUUGAAACAACAACUACAUGUGGCUUUAGGCAUCCAUUAACUUGUCCGCAGUCCAACUAACACACUGUAGCGCUCUCUAAGAAAGGCAGAAACGUGUAAGGAUCUGUGAUUAGAAAUAAACAUAAUCAUGGUGAAAUGUCUCCUCAUUGUACUGUAAAGAUUUGUGCUGGCUGUUGGGUCUCUUCGUCAGAAAGAGCCAAAUUUAAAUGUGUAUUUAUGUUUUAUUUAAGUGUCUUUCUACCGUGCAUGCUGUGUAGUUGUAUGCUGUUAAACAAUAUUAAAAGUUUCUAACUUUAA
Solea senegalensis (Senegalese sole) is the source of this 6027-nucleotide messenger RNA. It is a transcript of the gene sema3g, whose product is annotated as sema domain, immunoglobulin domain (Ig), short basic domain, secreted, (semaphorin) 3bl. Bases 288 to 2645 code for a protein of 785 amino acids. The transcript has 16 exons. Gene Ontology annotation, molecular function: semaphorin receptor binding; chemorepellent activity. The record is from RefSeq and is a predicted model, not a curated record. Gene Ontology annotation, biological process: neural crest cell migration; negative chemotaxis; semaphorin-plexin signaling pathway. Lineage: Eukaryota; Metazoa; Chordata; Actinopteri; Pleuronectiformes; Soleidae.